UGAAAAUACUGUUCGAGUAUCCCAUUCUAUCUCUCUGACCACUCUGCAGGUAGUUUGUUGAGUGUUUGGCUGACUCCGGCCACUCCAUCUGGAUACAGUCCUGCCUGUACUGUACAUCUACUGUACAUGCAGCCUCACAUAGAUUUACGCUUACCAUCCAACCUUAUCAUGCCCUCUCACCACACCUAUCAAGAGAAGAGCAGUCCAGUAGCCAACUCAAUCCCUUAACGGACAAGUCAGCCAUCUCCGCUCCUUUCUUCAAGAUCUCCGACCGUAAUAAGUCUACUAUUGGUGGUGAGUCCGAAGGAUGCGGCCCCCAGCGCUGGGCGACCGGAGUCUAGCCUUGGAGCCUUACAGCCUUAGGGCUGGCUCCAACCUUUUUCCUCUGCUAUAGAAAAACUUCCCCUGCAGCUCCUGCUCAAUGCUCAACCUACCUUAUCGUGCAUCCAUUGCCUGAAUUCAUCCCCUCGAGAAUGUCGGAGACCAACGACUCAUCUUCUACCGCCUCCAGCUUGGAGAAGGGCCCGCAGCCCUCUCACCCUGGCGACGCCGGCGACUCGGAAACCAGUCACUCGGUGGAAGAUGCCAGCCCGGCUGCCGCGCCGCCCCCUAAAAAGCAGGGAACCAAGGCCUGGUUGGCACUGACUGGUGGUGUUCUGGGCAUGUUCGCCUCCUUUGGCUGGGUCAACUGCGUUGCGGUCUUCCAGGCUGAGUAUGAGCUGAACCAGCUGCGUGACUAUUCCAGUUCGCAGGUGUCCUGGAUCUCAUCGGUGCUCUUCUUCUUCAUGCUCGGAUUCUCUCCCGUGGCCGGCCGACUGUACGACGGCCAUGGCCCGCGUCUCCCCAUCGUCAUCGGCACCUUCCUGCACGUCUUUGGCCUCAUGAUGGCCAGCCUGUCCACCAAAUACUACCAGUUCAUCCUCAGCCAGUCCGUGUGCUCCGGACUCGGCACCUCGCUGAUCAUCACCCCAUCCAUGACCGCCCCCAUGACCUACUUCCACGACCGCCGCGCCCUGGCCGGAGGAUUCGCCAUCGCCGGCUCCUCGCUGGGCGGUGUCAUCUUCCCCUUCAUGGUCAACCACCUGCUCUCGUCGAUCGGGUUCGCCUGGACGAUGCGCGCCUGCGCAUUCCUGAUCCUCGGCCUGCUGCUCGUCACCUGCACGCUCAUCUCGUCCAACGCCACCCACAGCCCGAAGGAGUUCAAGCUCAGCCACUACCUGCGGCCGUUGAAGGAGGUGAACUUCCUGCUGAUGUGCAUCGCCAGCUUCUUCAUGUACUGGGGCAUGUUCGUCCCCUACGUGUUCAUGGUAAUCUCCUCCAUCCACUACGGCAUGUCCGUGACGAUGGGCUACAAUCUGAUCCCCAUACAAAACGGCGUAAGCUUCUUCGGCCGCACCGUCCCCCAGAUCUGGGCCCGCAAGUACGGCCAAUUCAACGUCUUCAUCCUGGCGAUGGUCGCCUCGAUCGUCGUCGUGCUCGCCUCCUGGCUCCCCUCGCGCAGCAACGCCGCCAUCAUCGUCUUCACUGUCCUGUUCGGGUUUGUGUCGGGCACCACCAUCGGCCUGGGCCCCAUGCUCGUCAUGGCGCUGUCCCCGCCCACGGAGAUCGGGUACCGGGUCGGCACGGUGUUCGCGGUGGCCGGGCUGGGGGCGCUGACGAGUCCCCCCAUCGCGGGCGUGUUGAUCACCCGGAAUGGCGGGGAUUAUGUGUACGCGGCGGUGUUUAGUGGGGUGGCGUAUGCGGUGUCGACGGUGGUGAUGGUUAUUCUGAGGGUGAGGAUUGGGGGGUGGGGGUUCUUGUCGAAGGUUUAGUU
Messenger RNA from Aspergillus fijiensis CBS 313.89, 1813 nucleotides. Its product is annotated as MFS general substrate transporter. Gene Ontology annotation, molecular function: transmembrane transporter activity. The record is from RefSeq and is a predicted model, not a curated record. Lineage: Eukaryota; Fungi; Ascomycota; Eurotiomycetes; Eurotiales; Aspergillaceae. Gene Ontology annotation, cellular component: fungal-type vacuole membrane. The coding region runs from base 474 to 1811 and encodes 445 amino acids. Gene Ontology annotation, biological process: transmembrane transport. The transcript has 5 exons.